UCUCGUCUCAUCUCAACGUUAAAGCAGAGCAAUCUCUCUUGUCCAUGGCCAAGAUCCAGCCCCUCGCUGCCGCAGCCUCACCGUCCUCCGAUGAUCAACGGAGCCAGCAGGCGUACACGGUGUGGAUGAAGUCGCUGGUCUUCAACGGCAACGGCUGCACGGUGUACGGCCUCGACGGCGCCGUCGCCUUUCGCGUCGACAACUACGGUUGCAGGGGCGGCCGCGAGGUCUUCUUCAUGGACCGGGCCGGCAACGCCCUCGUCAGGAUCAGGCGCAAGGGCUUCGGGAUGUUCAGGAGGUGGGAGGUCUGUCGCUGCGCCCAGAACGGCGGCAAGGAGGAGGAGGAGGCCACACCGUGGUUCAGCGUGCGGUGGGCCGAGAAGGGCGGGGCCACCGUGGCGAUGCACGGCGGCGCGGGGAUGUGCUACACGAUCGACGGGUGUUCUGCCCGCAAGUCGGAGUACAGAGUACACGGCGUGGAUGGCGCGGUGGUGGCGGAGGUCGCACGGAAGCAGACGCCGGCGGGCGUGGUGCUGGGCGAGGACGUGCUGACGCUGACGGUGGCCUCGGAAGCGGAUCAGCUGCUCUUCCUGGGUUUGGUCGUCGUGCGUGGCCUCAUCAACCGCUCCUUGUGAUGGAUGCCUGAAAUGGCAAUCCUCUUCUUCUCUAGCUAGGAACGUACAUGAUGUGAGUAGCUGUAGGCGGUCCAUCUGACUAUUGUUUUUCAGACGAAAAAAUUAGGAAGUUUUUGCCCAAACUGAGGACAUGGUGACUCUUUUUGGUGUAGGUUUUUACCCUUUCUCAAAGGGUUUUCAAUACCAUAAUCUCACCAAAAUGAAGUUGGACAAGGUUGUUCACUGAUUGUAAUACUCCUAUAUUAGAAC
This is a messenger RNA of Aegilops tauschii subsp. strangulata, 884 nucleotides long. RefSeq names its product protein LURP-one-related 11. NCBI's taxonomy places the organism in Eukaryota, Viridiplantae, Streptophyta, Magnoliopsida, Poales, Poaceae. The record is from RefSeq and is a predicted model, not a curated record.